CUAUGUAUUUUGCACAUGACCACAAUCUCCUGCUACAGCCAUCUACGACCUCCUAUCUAUUGUGUUGUUGCAGGCUUGUGGCUAGUGUGUGUAUUUGAAAUCAUGGCGGAUGAGCAAGAGAUUAUGUGCAAAUUAGAAAACAUAAAGGAAAUCAGAAACAAGACCAUUCAAAUGGAAAAAAUUAAAUCCAGGCUGAAGACUGAGUUUGAGGCACUGGAGUCAGAGGAGAAGCACCUGAAGGAGUAUAAGCAGGAGAUGGACCUGCUGCUGCAGGAGAAGAUGGCCCAUGUGGAGGAAUUGCGUCUCAUCCAUGCUGACAUCAAUGUGAUGGAGAACACAAUUAAGCAGUCGGAGAAUGACCUCAACAAGCUGCUGGAGUCUACGAGACGUCUUCACGAGGAGUAUAAGCCCCUGAAGGAGCAUGUGGAUGCUCUGAGGAUGACCCUAGGCCUACAGAGACUGCCAGACCUGUGUGAAGAAGAGGAGAAGCUUACACUGGACUACUUUGAGAAGCAGAAGGCAGAGUGGCAGACAGAGCCCCCAGAGCCCCCUAUUCCAGAGUCUCUAGCUGCGGCAGCAGCAGCUGCUCAACAGCUCCAGGUUGCCCGGAAACAAGAUGCCCGACAGACUGCCACUUUCCGACAGCAACCUCCACCAAUGAAGGCAUGUCUGUCUUGUCACCAACAAAUCCACCGGAAUGCCCCCAUAUGUCCGCUCUGCAAGGCCAAAAGUCGCUCCAGAAAUCCGAAGAAACCUAAGAGAAAGCCAGAUGAAUAAAUGGGUACUGAACCAAACCUCUGUUUGGUGAAAUUGGUUUGCUGUGUUACGUUAUACACAUACCCUUUUCUUUGUGUAGUUACAUAAGCACAAACGAGAAGCUUAGGUUUGAGAAAGGGAAGUGGCUUUUUUAGUGUUUUCUUUUCAGAAACACAUGUAACUUCCGUACUUUUUAAAGGACACUCAGGGUGGUUCUGUAAAAAAGAACAACCAAGAAUAAGUUUCAGCUGCAAUGUACCAAGUGUUUCAGUGAACCUUGUAAGGCCUUUUGGACAUUUGCAUGUGCUUUAAAUUGCGAAUCACAGUUUUGUUUUGAAACUUUUAAAAUUUGUUUUUAAUUUUCCAAUUGCUAGUGCAUGUAAAGAUGCUAUUUCUAUUUUGUCAUAGAAUACAAAAUAGUUUCCAUUUCUGCUCAAAGUUUCAAGACUGUUCAGUACUAAUAUUUAUUUUGCCAGUGUUCUGUGUGUGUGUGUGUAUAUAUAUAUAUAUAUAUAUAUAUAUAUAUAUAUAUAUAUAUAUAUAUAUAUAGCUCCAUAAUGUUUGGGACAAAGGCAUAUUUUGGCUUUGUAAUCCACAAAUUAUUUGCAAUCAAAUAAUUGACAAGUGGUUAAAAAUUCUCUGCUUUUAUUAAAGGAUAUUUUUUAAAUACAUUUUGGUUUCACCAUGUAGAAAUGUCAGCUUUUUUAAACAUAGUCCCCCCCAUCAUUUCAGGGCACCAUAAUGUUUGGGACAAAUGGCUUCACAGGUGUUUCUGAUUAGUCAAGUGUGUUAAUUUGCUUCCUUAGUGCAGGAAUAAGCUUUCAGUAUCUAGUCUUGAUUUCUAUGAUUUCUAUUCAUAAUGCCUUUGGAAUCUGUUGUUUGUGUUUGUCAACACGAAGACCAGAGUUGUACCAGUGAAAGUCAAGGAAGCCAUUAUGAGGCUAAGAAGUAAGAAAAAACCGUCAAACAGAGGCCAAAUCUAAGGCUUACCAAAAUAAACAGUUUAGAACAUCCUUUUGAAGAAAGAGAGCAUUGGUGAGCUUAGUAACCACAAAGAGCCUGGUAGACCAAGAUAGACCUCUACUGUUGAUGACUGAAGAGUUCUCACCAUAAUGAAGAAAGAACCCAAUCACCUGUCCAAUAGAUCAGAAACUUCUUCAGGUGGCAGGAGUGGAUGUGUCAGUGAUUAUUGUCCACUGAAGACUUCACAAACAUAGCUAUAGAGGCUACGCUAUAAGAUGCAAACCAAAGCUGCAAAAACCAAGAUGGCCGGGUUAAAUUUUAAGAAGGAGUACCUAAAUGAGCCUGCAGAAUUGUAGAAAAAGGUCUUGUGGGGGGAUGAGACAAAGAUUCACUUGUAUCAGAGUGAUGAUAAGAGCAAAGUAUGGAGGCCAACAGGAACUGCCCAAGAUCCAAAGCACCCCCCACCUCAUUUGUGAAACAUGGUGUUGGAUGUGUUACGGUUUGGAAGUGUAUGGCUGCCACAGGUAUUGGCUCACUUGUCUUCAUUGAUGAUGUUACUGCUGAUAGCCAAUGAAAGUGAUCCCAAACAUACUGCUAAAGCAACAAAGGUGUCAUUCAAAGGCAAAAACUAGAAAAGCAUUGCCAGAGAAUGUACUCAGCAAAGACUUCAAGUUGCCAUUGCAUGCAAAGGAUAUGCAACAAAAUACUAAACAUAACUACUGUAUAAUAUUAAUAUGUCCCAAACAUUAUGGUGCUCUGAAAUAGUGGGGACUAUGUUUAAAAAGAGCUGUAAUUUCUAAAAAAUACAUGAUGCAUUCAAAGUGUAUAAAAUAUUCUUAAAAGCUGAGAAUGUUCUCUUUAACCAUGUGAAUUGGUUGAUUACAAAUCAUAUACACACACACAUCAUCAACACAAUCUCUGUAAUCAGUACAGGGACAAAACAGCAAAAAUUGUGUCACUGUCCAAAUACUUACGGACUGCACUAUGAAAACUGGGCUAAAGCAUAACUUUGCCGGCUAAUUAGCUGGUGCAAGCUCCAGCCUACGUCUUGCCUCAAUAUGUAGGUCGCUAGCUCACUAGUGAGGCUGUGUGUGCAUGAUGUUGUUCAUAUACCCAUGAGAAGUUGAGAAAUCAGUGAUGCUGAUGCUCCAAAACCUGUUUUGCUUUUAAUAGCAUUGAUAUAAUUUAUAAUGUUCAUACAGUAAAUUUAUGACUAAACCAUUUUUUCCAGUGUUGAUUUUCUAGGUUCAUUACAAGUAAGCUAACAAUACACAGAAGCCUAUCUGUGAAGGCCACAUCCCCAGCUGGCCAUUUGAAAAUGUCCUCCUAGUUUCACUCCAAACAUAUCACUAAAGCAAUAUGUGGUUGCCAUGCAAGGGUCGAUAAAAUGCUCAAUCAAAAAGACACUUUAUCAUUCAUUGUGGUAGGAAAAGAUGAUGAAAACAAAUUUGUUUUGCUGGCACCUCUCAACUCUGGAAGGCUACCUGUGUUGUGGUGUAUAGGCAAAACCCACCCAGAUUGCCUGUUACUGUUCAAGCGAAAUAUGCAUUUUCUGAAAUGCCAAAUAUAUUUACAUUACAUUUUAGGCAUUUAGCAAAUACUCCUGUCCAGAGCAAUGCAGCUUAUAUUUUAUAUACAAUCCAUCCUGUUAUUUUCUGAUCCCGGUGGUAUCCUUAUUUAAUGUAUGCAUAAUGUCUUCAUGUAAUUGUGCUCUUUGUGCUUUUUUUAAUAAAAUAAAUGCAGUUUCUGUCAAUUAGACUUCUAAAAGACAUUAUUCUAACAACUAAUUCAGUACAAACUGAAUCUUCCAGGUUUACAGUAUUUCAGUUAUCUGUGCUUUGUUUAUAUCUGUGCUGUGCUCCACUCACCAGGAUAUGUUGUAAUUGUUUCUGAACCUAAUAAAAUGAAUUUGUUUUCAUUUUGAAACAGA
This is a messenger RNA of Anguilla anguilla (European eel), 3649 nucleotides long. It is a transcript of the gene zc4h2, whose product is annotated as zinc finger, C4H2 domain containing. The record is from RefSeq and is a predicted model, not a curated record. Gene Ontology annotation, cellular component: nucleus. The transcript is spliced from 6 exons. NCBI's taxonomy places the organism in Eukaryota, Metazoa, Chordata, Actinopteri, Anguilliformes, Anguillidae. The coding region runs from base 16 to 777 and encodes 253 amino acids. Gene Ontology annotation, biological process: positive regulation of neuron differentiation.